CAAUGGGCACGCUCGGGGGAGCCGGGCUGGCGGCGGCGGCCGGCGGGGCGCGCACUCCCGGGAUGGAGGGCGAGCGCCCGGCGUCUCCGGCGCGCUCCUCCGGCCUCCCGGCCGGGGGCGCUGACGGGGAGAGCCCGGGGGGCGGCGCCCCCUUCCCGGGCAGCAGCGGCUCCUCGGCCCCGCUGCAGGGUGAGGUGCUGGAUCUGGACGAGGACGAGGACGACCUGGAGGUGUUCAGUAAGGAUGCCUCAUUGAUGGACAUGAACUCCUUUAGCCCUAUGAUGCCAACGUCCCCUUUAUCAAUGAUAAACCAAAUCAAGUUUGAAGAUGAGCCAGAUUUAAAGGAUCUCUUCAUCACAGUUGAUGAACCUGAAAGCCAUGUUACUACCAUUGAAACUUUCAUUACUUAUAGGAUUAUUACUAAGACAUCUCGUGGGGAAUUUGACUCCAGUGAAUUUGAAGUUAGGAGACGUUAUCAAGAUUUCCUUUGGUUGAAGGGAAAGCUUGAAGAAACACACCCCACUCUGAUUAUUCCACCAUUGCCAGAAAAGUUUAUAGUAAAAGGAAUGGUAGAACGCUUUAAUGAUGACUUCAUUGAGACACGCAGGAAGGCAUUACAAAAGUUUUUGAACCGAAUUGCUGAUCAUCCAACUUUAACAUUUAAUGAAGACUUCAAAGUGUUUCUCACUGCACAAGCUUCGGAACUCUCCUCUCACAAGAAGCAAGGGCCGGGGUUGCUAAGCAGGAUGGGGCAAACAGUCAGAGCUGUUGCAUCCUCAAUGAGAGGAGUUAAAAACCGCCCAGAGGAGUUCAUGGAAAUGAAUAACUUUAUUGAAAUAUUUAGCCAGAAAAUAAAUUUGAUAGAUAAAAUAUCUCAGAGAAUUUACAAGGAAGAAAGAGAAUAUCUUGAUGAAAUGAAAGAAUAUGGCCCAAUUUAUAUUCUGUGGUCAGCACCAGAAGAAGAUCUGGUUGAUACUCUAAAAGAUGUUGCCAGCUGUAUUGACAAAUGCUGUAAAGCCACUGAAAAACGGAUGUCUGGACUCUCAGAGGCCCUGCUUCCUGUCGUACAUGAGUACGUGCUUUAUAGCGAAAUAUUAAUGGGUGUUAUGAAAAGAAGAGACCAAAUACAAGCAGAACUGGAUUCCAGAGUUGAAGCUUUGACCUAUAAAAAGGCAGAUACUGAUCUACUUACAGAAGAGAUUGGCAAACUUGAAGAUAAAGUGGAAUGUGCUAAUAAUGCCCUGAAAGCAGAUUGGGAAAGAUGGAAACAAAAUAUGCAAAAUGAUAUCAAGUCAGCAUUUACAGAUAUGGCUGAGGAGAAUAUCCACUAUUACGAACAGUGCCUUGCUACGUGGGAAUCAUUCCUUACAUCACAGACCGACCUCCACUUGGAAGAAGACUCUGAAGAUAAACCUUAAUCCUGUCGAGGUCCCCUUCUGUUGAUCUUUGGGGAACAGCAUCUAUCAACCAAAGUUAUUCUUUCUAGAUCUGCCGUGUCCUUUAUAAAGUGGAUGAGAAGUGUUUUUUACUAUCUGGAAAACCAACAAAUUAAAAACUCAGGUAUUCCAGGUCAUUGAUAUGAAUUUGGAGAUAUAUAUCUAUCUAUGUGAUAUACAGAGAGAUUUAGCUUAGUUAUAAUUAUGUUCUUAAAUUUGUGUGCCAAUAAUUGCAUAUAGAAUUUUUUAAAAAUAUAUGACUGUGGAAUAUGACAGUGUUGUAAAGACUCAGUUUUAAUAAAAGGUUUAAUAUGAAA
Messenger RNA from Lemur catta (Ring-tailed lemur), 1753 nucleotides. RefSeq names its product sorting nexin 7 (gene SNX7). Gene Ontology annotation, molecular function: phosphatidylinositol binding. The record is from RefSeq and is a predicted model, not a curated record. The transcript is spliced from 9 exons. Bases 3 to 1418 code for a protein of 471 amino acids. Lineage: Eukaryota; Metazoa; Chordata; Mammalia; Primates; Lemuridae.